AUGGAAAAACUUCAAGACGAGAUUACACUGCUCCCAUCUAAGACCAGUAAUACCAAAYCCCACAAGCGCCUCCUCAUAUUCUUCAUCUGCGGCAAUCCCGGCCUCAUAGAAUACUACCACGCAUUCCUAUCCCAGGUCCAUCGCACCUUACAAGCAAACACCAACAAUUCCAACAUCACGAUCUACGGAUCCAGCCACGAUGGUUUUGAAAUUCACCCAACAACUCCCCGCUCUCACGGCCACGACCCGCCAUAUUCUCUCCGCGAAGUCAUCGAAGGAGUGAAGCGACGUCUACAAGCCAAGACUCGUGAGAUCGCAGGCUCUGAUAAUCCCGAGGAACCCCUGCAGGUAGUUUUGAUGGGCCAUUCUGUGGGGGCUUAUAUGCUGCUCGAAGUCCUUGCGUGGUGGGAGAAGCAGCGGGAGGAACGUGCGAUUUUCAAUCUACUGGGAGGGAUCUGUUUGUUCCCUACCGUGGUUGAUAUCGCGAAGAGUCCUAGAGGGAAGGUCCUGAGUUGGGUUCUAGCGAUCCCUUUUCUACCGACCUUCUUGCAAUGUGUUGCUAGAUGUUUAGCAUGUAUACCAACUUCAUGGAUCGACUGGCCACAGAUGCUGAAUCCUGGACCGGAAGCUGUGGCUGUGACUGAGGCGAUGAUUAGGAGUAGGAAUGGCGUUGGGCAGGUUAUAUACAUGGCCAACGACGAGAUGCGGGAGAUCAAAGAGGACAAAUGGCAUCCUGCUAAUGUAUGGGGUAUGCUUCCUUACAGCGAUGAUGUGAAUGGAGUUGAAACAACUGAGACCGAGCUGUCCAUCGACUCCAAGGCACCGAGAACGAAACUGUUCUUCUACUGGGGAAAGAAUGAUUACUGGGUCAACAAUCAAUCCCGCGAUGCUCUCAUUGCUGCUCGGGCUCAGACGUCAAGCACGGAAUCUGUAUCGACAAUGUUCAUCGAUCCGGGCGAGAUUCCUCAUACAUUCUCUUUGGAGACGAAAGACAUGACAACUGUUGCGAAUAAAGUGGCCGAAUACAUUACAGAGCUCCAAGACUCAAUAUAG
This is a messenger RNA of Ramularia collo-cygni, 1053 nucleotides long. RefSeq lists its product as uncharacterized. The coding region runs from base 1 to 1053 and encodes 350 amino acids. The record is from RefSeq and is a predicted model, not a curated record. The transcript is spliced from 3 exons. Gene Ontology annotation, molecular function: lipase activity. NCBI's taxonomy places the organism in Eukaryota, Fungi, Ascomycota, Dothideomycetes, Mycosphaerellales, Mycosphaerellaceae. Gene Ontology annotation, biological process: lipid storage. Gene Ontology annotation, cellular component: lipid droplet.